GGGAAGUCGUUUGUGGCGCCCGCGAAACUGCAACCCUGGUUUGGAGUCUUGGGCACUGAGCGCCACGGGCCUGGGCCGACCUGGACUAGACGGCUUUCGCCAAGGAAGCUCAACGAGAUGAUGUUUAACAGUGGGUUUGAAAGCUACGGCAGCUCCUAUGGGGGAGCCGGCGGAUACACACAGAGCCCUGGGGGCUUCGGGUCUCCAACGUCCACCCAGGCGGAGAGGAAAUCAAGAUCGCGAACCAACCACAUUGUGCCUUGUACCAUCUCUCAGCUCCUCUCCGCCACUAUGAUUGAUGAAGCAUUCAAAAUUGGCCAUGUUGAGAUUUCACAGGUCUCUAUUGUGGGGAUAAUCAGACAUGCAGAGAAAGCUCCAACCAACAUCGUGUACAAAAUCGAUGACAUGACAGCCGCACCAAUGGAUGUUCGCCAGUGGGUUGACACAGAUGACCCUAGUGGUGAAAACGCCGUGGUUCCUCCAGAAACUUAUGUGAAAGUGGCUGGCCAUCUGAGAGCUUUCCAGAACAAAAAAAGCCUUGUUGCCUUUAAGGUCAUCCCCCUGGAGGAUAUGAAUGAAUUCACCACGCAUAUUCUAGAAGUCGUCAAUGCACACAUGAUUCUGAACAAAGCUCACAACCAGCCCUCAGCAGCAAGAGCACCUGUCAGCUAUCCAGGAAUGGGAGGAAUGGGUGAAGCUGGGAACUUUGGAGGAAAUAGCUUCAUGCCAGUAAAUGGCCUCACCACAAUCCAAAACCAGGUGCUUAAUUUGAUUAAGGCUUGCCCAAGGCCUGAAGGACUAAACUUUCAGGAUCUCAAGAACCAGCUCCAACACAUGAGUGUAAGCUCAGUCAAGCAAGCAGUGGACUUUCUAAGCAACGAGGGACACAUCUAUUCCACUGUGGAUGAUGAUCAUUUUAAAUCCACAGAUGCAGAAUAACUGAAUCUAAUUGGGUGCCUGAAUUAUUUUCUGGCUGGACAUAUUUUCAUAACCUUUUGGUUUCCAGCUAUGCAGAUGUUUGGCCAGUUUACUUCUAGGAAGUAGGUUUUAUCUAUAAAAGGUCUCAGUUUACACCCUUUUGACAAGUCCUGCUCUUCUGUUUUUUGAAGUUCAAAGGGAAAUGGGCAGCUGACAGGGAUGUAAAGCAGGGCAGACUUUCUUAAAGAUGUUACCAUUUGCUGCUUACAACAGCAGGGCAAGUGGAGUUGAAAGAAGACUGCUGCCCAGAGACGGGCAGUGGAACUGAAAUGAUUCUCUUUCCUGUGGAGCAGAUGAGCAGGAGUGGAGCUGGCCAGGAACCCCAGGAAGCUCUGCAGUUCCCCACCGUGGUUCUGUGGUUCUUUUCAGACCACAUUUUCCUUCACCUUGUCAGGACUGCUACCAUGGGUUUCUAUAAACAAAGGAUUUGGGAGGAGAGGCCUGCUGGGCAGCAGAGAGAAAGAACCAACUAUUUUACAAAAUCAGCCAUCCAGAUGUUUAAUAAAAUAGUGAUAUCAC
Molecule: messenger RNA, 1497 nt
Organism: Suncus etruscus (white-toothed pygmy shrew)
Lineage: Eukaryota; Metazoa; Chordata; Mammalia; Eulipotyphla; Soricidae
Gene: RPA2
Product: replication protein A2
Exons: 9
Coding region: 118-939 (273 amino acids)
Biological process (GO): DNA replication; double-strand break repair via homologous recombination; nucleotide-excision repair
Cellular component (GO): nucleus; site of double-strand break; chromosome, telomeric region
Molecular function (GO): DNA binding
Source: RefSeq, a predicted model, not a curated record